AUGGUUGGAUUGACAAGGGGUAAAAUAGCCGAAGGCGUGACCUUCCAAAGAAUUUUGGAUGAUGUGAGAGAGUCCAUCAAUUCCGAAGAGGUAGAAAGACUCCACCUUUUAACUCGAAAGGAUCUCCAUAACAUAAAGAGGGACUUUGGAAUUAAUAGUCACCAGCUCCAUGCCAAUGAUGCAACAAGUGUGAGCAUCUUUUUAGAACAAAUAAAAGACUGUGUUCUAAUGAACAAAAAUGUCAUCGGUAAUGUGGACUAUUCAUCGGACAAUGAUGUGAUGAUUGUGCUAAUGACAGAUCUACAGUGUCAGAUGCUUCAGAAGUUUGGCCCAAAAACUGUAUGUGUAGAUUCAACACAUUGUACAAAUGUGUACAAGUUACUAGUAACAACACUAUUAGUUCUUGAUGAAUUUGGAAGCGGCAUUCCAGUUGCCUUCUGUGUUUCGAAUAAAGAGAACACUACAGUAAUGACCCAAUUUUUUACCUGUGUCAAAGAGAAAGCAGAUCUAAUAAAACCAUCUGUUUUUAUGUCAGAUGAUACGCAAAUUUUCCGAUGUGCAUGGGCGCGUGUAAUGGGCCUAGCAGAUAAUAAUUUGCUAUGUACGUGGCAUGUUGACCGUUCCUGGAGAAAAAACUUAAGGAAAGUGUGUGGUGGCCCACAGAGACAAACCCAGGUUUACAAAGCCUUAAGCAUGCUGCUGGAAGAACCUGAAGUAGACAAGUUCGGUGAGCUGUUGGAGUUGUUUGAGAGGGAACUCCACGAAGAUGAAAACACAAAAGACUUUGGAAUAUAUUUCUCGAAUACUUAUGGAUUCAGGCCUCAACAUUGGGGUUACUGUCAUCGCCGCAGUUUAAAUAUCAAUACUAAUAUGCACCUCGAAGCCAUGCAUAGAGUAUUGAAGUAUUGUUAUCUGGACGGAAAGACUAAUAACAGACUGGACAAGUUGCUGCUGAUACUUAUGAAGCUAACGAGGGAUAAAUUUUUUGAGAGAAUUGUGAAACUCUUUAAGGGUGGGCACUCCUAUAGACUGCAGCAGAUUCAACGACGACAUACAGAGUCAAAAAAAAUUGACAGGGGACAGAUUGCGGCCAGUAAUGAUGGGAAGCAUUUUCAGCUAACGGAUGUUUAG
Schistocerca piceifrons (Central American locust) is the source of this 1131-nucleotide messenger RNA. RefSeq lists its product as uncharacterized. Lineage: Eukaryota; Metazoa; Arthropoda; Insecta; Orthoptera; Acrididae. The record is from RefSeq and is a predicted model, not a curated record. The transcript is spliced from 3 exons. Bases 1 to 1131 code for a protein of 376 amino acids.